This is a messenger RNA of Cavia porcellus (domestic guinea pig), 4713 nucleotides long. RefSeq names its product reticulon 4 (gene Rtn4). The transcript is spliced from 9 exons. The record is from RefSeq and is a predicted model, not a curated record. Gene Ontology annotation, cellular component: neuron projection; postsynaptic density; endoplasmic reticulum membrane. Gene Ontology annotation, biological process: brain development; endoplasmic reticulum tubular network formation; neuron differentiation. The coding region runs from base 190 to 3786 and encodes 1198 amino acids. NCBI's taxonomy places the organism in Eukaryota, Metazoa, Chordata, Mammalia, Rodentia, Caviidae.
GGGGCGGGUGGCGCAUCACAGGCGAGGAGGCAGGAGGCGCAGUCUCAUUGUUCCGGGAGCCGUCGCCACCGCAGGUCCUGCAGCUCGCUCGGCCGGGCCCUGUCUGUCCUCCCCAGCCCCCACUGCCCGCGGCUCUGAGGAGAAGCGGCCUCGGCGGCGGCGGCAGCUGCAGCAUCAUCCCGACCCGCCAUGGAGGACCUGGACCAGUCGCCUCUGGUGUCCUCGUCCGCGGACAGCGCGCCUCGGCCGCAGCCCGCCUUCAAGUAUCAGUUCGUGAGGGAUCCAGACGACGAGGAGGAAGAGGAGGAAGAGGAGGACGAGGACGAAGACGAGGACCUGGAGGAGCUGGAGGUGCUGGAGAGGAAGCCUGCGGCGGGAAUGUCUGCGGCCCCGGUGCCGCCCGCCCCCGCGGCCGCCGCGCCUCUGCUGGACUUGGGAAGUGACUUCGUGCCCCCUGCGCCUCGGGGACCCCUGCCGGCCGCUCCCCUUUCCGCCCCGGAAAGGCCGCCGGCGUGGGACCCGAGCCCCGCGUUGUCGGCCGCGCCCGCGCCAUCCCUGCCGGCGGCUGCCGCAGUGUCGCCCUCCCGGCUCUCCGAGGACGAAGACGACGACGACGACGACGAGCCCCCUGCGCGGCCGCCCCCGCCGCCCCCCGCCAGCGUGAGCCCCCAGACCGAGCCCGCGUGGACGCCGCCCGCCGCGCCGCCCGCCGCGCCCCCCUCCACCCCGGCCGCGCCCAAGCGCCGAGGCUCCUCGGGCUCCGUGGAUGAGACCCUUUUUGCUCUUCCUGCUGCAUCUGAGCCUGUGAUACACUCCUCUGCAGAAAAAAUUAUGGACUUGAAGGAGCAGCCAGGUAACACUGUUUCGGCUGGUCAAGAGGAUUUCCCAUCUGUCCUGCUUGAAACUGCUGCUUCUCUUCCCUCUCUGUCUCCUCUCUCAACUGCUUCUUUUAAAGAACAUGAAUACCUUGGUAAUUUAUCAGCGAUAUCUCCCGUGGAAGGAGCACUUCAAGAAACUUCAAAUGACCCUUCUAAAGAGUUCUCAGAGAAGGCAAAAAAUCCAUUUGUAGACAGAGGUUUAACAGCGUAUUCUGAACUAGAAUACUCGGAAAUGGGAUCAUCCUUCAGUGGCUCUUCAAAAGCAGAAUCUGCCAUGUUAGCAGAAAAUCCUGGGGAAGUAAGAGUUACGAAGAGUGAAAAGGACGAGUUAGUUAGCGAUGCCAUUCCUCGUAAUCAAGAGGAAUCAGCUGUGGCCUUUACUAGACUGGUUCAAGAGGAUGACAAAGGAAUAUCACCAGAAAAAACAAAGGACAAUUAUAAUGAAAUGGGACUUGCAAUAGCAGCACCCAUGAGGGAGGAAUAUGCAGACUUCAAACCAUUUGAGCAAGUAUGGAAAGUGAAAGAUACUUGUAAGGGAGACAGGGAUGUGUUGGCUGCUGGAGGUGAUCUAGAAAGCAAGCUGGAAAGUAAAGUGGGUAAGAAAGAUUUUGCAGAUAGCGCUGAGCAAACAAAUCAUGAAAAAGGCAGUGAAAGCAGUAACGAUGAUGCUUCUUUUCCCAGUACACCAGAAGCUGCGAAGGACAGUUCAAGAGCGUAUAUCACAUGUGCUCCCUUUAACCCACCAGCAACUGAGGGCACUGCAGCAAACAUCUUUCCUGUGUUGGAAGAUCAUACUUCAGAAAAUAAGACGGAUGAGAAAAAAAUAGAAGAAAAAAAGGCUCAAAUUAUAACAGAGAAGACUAGUACCAAAACAUCAAACCCUUUCCUUGUGGCAGCACAAGAUUCCGAGACAGAUUAUGUUACAACAGACAGUGUAUCAAAGGUGACUGAGGAAGUGGCGGCAACCAUGCCGGAAGGCUUAACUCCGGAUUUAGUCCAAGAAGCAUGUGAAAGUGAAUUUAAUGAAGCCACAGGUACAAAAAUUGCUUAUGAAACAAAAAUGGAUCUAGUGCAAACAUCGGAAGCUAUGCAGGAGUCCCUCUACUCUGUAUCACAGCUUUGCCCAUCGUUUGAAAAGUCUGAAGCGACUCCUUCACCAGUCUUACCUGACAUUGUCAUGGAAGCACCGUCAAGUUCUCUAGUUCCUAACGCUGGUGUUUCUGUGGCACAGCCUGGUUCACCACCCUUAGAAGCUCCUCCAAUUAACUAUGAGAACAUAAAACAUGAACCUGAAAAUCCCCCACCCUAUGAAGAGGCUAUGAAUGUAUCACUAAAAAAAGCAUCAGGAAUAAAGGAAGAAAUUAAAGAGCCUGAAAGUAUUAGUGCAACUGUUCAGGAAACAGAAGCUCCUUAUAUAUCUAUUGCAUGUGAUUUAAUUAAAGAAACAAAGCUCUCUACUGACCUGAGUCCAGAUUUCUCCAACAAUUCAGAAAUAGCAAAAGUUGAAAAGCCAGUCUCUGAUCAUUCUGAGCUAGUUGAGGAUUCCUCACCUGAUUCUGAACCUGUUGACUUAUUUAGUGAUGAUUCAAUACCUGAAGUUCCACAAAAACAAGAAGAAGCUGUGAUGCUCAUGAAAGAAAAUCUUGCAGAAACUUCAUCUCAGUCAGUAAUAGAACUAGAAAAUGUGGGAAAACUCAGUGCAUUACCACCUGAAGGGGGAAAACCAUAUUUGGAAUCUUUUCAACCUAAUUUAGAUACUACAAAAAAUACUCUGUCGCCUGAUGAAGUUUCAUCUUUGACCAGAAAGGAGAAAAUACCUUUGCAGAUGGAGGAGCUUGACACUGCAGUGUACUCAAAUGAUGACUUAUUUAUUUCUAAGGAAGCAAGUGUAAGAGAAAAUGAAACAUUUUCAGAUUCAUCUCCAAUUGAGAUUAUAGAUGAAUUUCCCACACUGGUCACUUCCAAAACUGAUUCUUCUAAAUUAGCUAGUGAAUACAGUGAUCUAGAAAUACCCCACAAAAGUGAAAAUGCUAGUGCCCAGGACAGAGCUGAGUCAUUGCCAUGCUCAGAAAUGCCCCAUGACCAUUCUUUCAAGAACAUACACCCUACAGAUGAAGAUAAAAUCCUUGUCUCAGAUGAGUUCUCCAGAGAUAGGCCUGACACAUCAGAGGUGCCCUUACUGCCUCCAGAUAUUCCUGCUUUGGCAACUCAUACAGAGAUAGGUAGCAUAGUCAAACCUAAAGUUCUUGUGAAAGACACUGAGAAAAAACUUCCUUCUGAUACAGAAAAAGAGGACAGAUCACCAUCUGCUCUAUUUUCAGCAGAGCUGAGUAAAACAUCAGUUGUUGACCUCCUCUACUGGAGAGACAUCAAGAAGACUGGAGUGGUGUUCGGAGCCAGCUUGUUCUUGCUGCUGUCGUUGACAGUAUUUAGCAUUGUGAGUGUAACAGCCUACAUUGCUUUGGCUCUGCUCUCUGUCACUAUCAGCUUUAGGAUAUAUAAAGGUGUGAUCCAAGCUAUCCAGAAAUCAGAGGAAGGCCACCCAUUCAGGGCAUACUUGGAAUCUAAAGUUGCUAUAUCUGAGGAAUUGGUUCAGAAAUACAGUAAUUCUGCUCUUGGGCAUGUGAACUGCACCAUAAAAGAACUUAGGCGCCUCUUCUUGGUUGAUGAUUUAGUUGAUUCUCUGAAGUUUGCAGUGUUGAUGUGGGUAUUUACUUAUGUUGGUGCCUUGUUCAAUGGUCUGACACUACUGAUUUUGGCUCUGAUUUCACUCUUCAGCGUCCCUGUUAUUUAUGAACGACAUCAGCCACAAAUAGACCAUUAUUUGGGACUCGCAAAUAAGAAUGUUAAAGAUGCCAUGGCUAAAAUCCAAGCAAAAAUCCCAGGAUUGAAGCGCAAAGCUGAAUGAAAAGGCCCUAAACAGUGAACACUGUUCACCCAGAAAGGGGGUACUCGUUUGAUUACAUGGGGGAGGGCCAGGGAAGAAUGACACUUGGACGUCGCAGUGCCGGUUCACCAAUCUUUAUUUUUAGCAAUGCACUGUUUGAGGAAAAAUUACCUGUCUUGACUGCCAUGUGUUUAUCAUUUUAAGUAUUGUAAGCUGCUAUGUAUGGAUUUAAAUUGUAAUCAUGUUUUCCUGUAUGAGGCACUGGUGAAUAAAACAUGAUCUGAGAAAGCUGUAUAUUACACUUGUCGCAGGUAGUCUUGCUGUAUUCCGGGAAGUCGCAGAGAAGGUGGAGCUGACAAACAGCCCUUUCCACAGUUUGUGCACUGUCUGGUCUGUGUAGAUGCAGGUUUUCUGAAAUGAUGUUUAGACACGAUCAUAGCACUAAGGCAGGCAUAAAAGCGCCUGCCUUUCUGGUAUGUUCUAGGUGUUUUGUGAAUUUUACUGUUAUAUUAAUUGCCAAUAUAAGUAAAUAUAGAUGAUCUAUAUCUCUGUAUAGUUUCACAAAGCUUAGACGUUUACCUCCCAACUGCCCUAUCAUGCUUGAUACUUCAGUCAUUGGUUAUUCAUGUGUAGUUACAAAACACAUAAGCUAGAAAGAGGAAGUAUUUUCUAGGAACAUUACCAUCUGUUUUCACCAUGAAACAAUGCCACAUCGAACUCCAGUACAAACUUCAUUGCACAAACUUAUUGUAGUUAAUUUUAUCACGGACUUGAUCUAUGGACUGAAUCUAAUGCUUCCAAAAAUAUUGUUUGCAAAUAUCAAACAUUGUUAUGCAAGAAAUAUAAACUGAAGACUUAUACCAUUGUGGUUUAAGCUGUAUUGAACUAAAUCUGUGGAAUGCAUUGUGAACUGUAAAAGCAAAGUAUCAAUAAAGCUUAUAGAGUUAA